Drosophila eugracilis is the source of this 945-nucleotide messenger RNA. RefSeq lists its product as uncharacterized. NCBI's taxonomy places the organism in Eukaryota, Metazoa, Arthropoda, Insecta, Diptera, Drosophilidae. The record is from RefSeq and is a predicted model, not a curated record. The transcript has 2 exons. Bases 84 to 710 code for a protein of 208 amino acids.
CAGACGAGGCACCGGAGCCACUAUCCCAGCAGAGCUACAGCGCAGGCCGUCUUCCUUAGCCUUCCAAAAGCCUAAACCUUAAGAUGCAGGUCCACCAGGCUGUGUUUGGAGCCGCCGUGCUCGGUAUGCUGUUGGCCAUCGGAGGCUCUCUGCCCGUUUUGGAUGUUAGCUCUGGCAUUGACAACGCCACCAUCGAGGAGCUGAGGGCCAGCGUCAACGAUAGCCCUAAGAAUCUCUACGUGGUCAAGGCGGUGGUCUAUGAGAUUGGCAUUCUGACGGAGGUGGGCGAAAAUGACACCAGUUUCGAGAGCCAAGAGCGCGUGGACCUGACCUUCUAUGACACGCACAGCAACAAGAGUCACAUUGACCUGGGUAACAUUCCACUGCCCAUCCAGACAAACGUUACAGGACAAGUCCUGACCGGAAUUGCACCCGUGAAUCUGGGAGCUUUUAGCAGCCCUCAGGAACUUCUGGAGACCCUGCCCCUGACUGGAAGCAUUGUGAACAUCACGCACAGUGACACCGCCUUCUAUCAACUGAGCAGAUCCAAUACCAGUGCCGCGGAUAAGCCACAGAUCCUGGAUCAGGAUGCGCUGUCCAAGCUUACACAUGCCGCUCAGCUGUUCCCACCGUCAUCGCAAAUUGGCCAGUCCGUGCCAAUAAAUCCAGUCACCGAUAAUGAGGUGGCACAGACGGAGCCCGAGGAUUAGGCUUUCCCUGUCGGAAUCUCAUCGUGAUGCAGUGCGUUGCUCUUCAUACAACCUAUCAAUACGUAUACUCUAGAUCUACUUAGUUUUAUGGCUUCACACACUUAAGUACCUACAGUGCUAGAAAAGACUGGACGAGGACAAAAGAUCAGCACAAUUGCCUUGGUCACAUCACAAGGUUGGAAUUUCACUUUUCUAUUGUAAAGUAAAAAUAAAUUUUGCAUUAGUGCUAGGUAAA